Solanum verrucosum is the source of this 1908-nucleotide messenger RNA. Its product is annotated as pentatricopeptide repeat-containing protein At4g02820, mitochondrial-like. The coding region runs from base 131 to 1705 and encodes 524 amino acids. Lineage: Eukaryota; Viridiplantae; Streptophyta; Magnoliopsida; Solanales; Solanaceae. The record is from RefSeq and is a predicted model, not a curated record. The transcript has 3 exons. Gene Ontology annotation, cellular component: mitochondrion. Gene Ontology annotation, molecular function: protein binding.
AAGUGAAAACCCAAAAUAAACACAGGAGGUUGAAGUGUUAAACCCUAAACCCUAACUCUCUCGCCGGCGAAUAAAUAGACGUUGCAAAUCACUCGCACAGGAGGCAAUACAAAGUGUGUCUGUAAUAAAAAUGUUGCUCCGUUUGAUCCGGAGAUCUUAUGCUGCUGUUCGCCCUCUAUCAACUGAAGCUUCGACAACAGUGAAGUCCACAAGAUCAGGAGGUGGAAGUAGCAUUACCACUAGUUUAGAAGGUGGCACUAGUACUGCCACAAGUACUCGUGGCAGAGACACACUAGGGAGGAGGCUUUUGAGUUUGAUCUAUGCAAAACGUAGUGCUGUCAUUGCUAUACGCAAGUGGAAGGAAGAGGGGCACCCUGUCCGGAAGUAUGAGCUCAAUCGCAUUGUCCGGGAGUUGCGAAGACACAAACGAUUUAAACAUGCCCUUGAGGUUUGUGAAUGGAUGAGGGUACAAGAUGAUAUCGAACUAUUAUCUGGUGACUAUGCAGUUCAUUUGGACUUGAUUGCAAAAGUUCGUGGUAUGAACAGUGCAGAGAAGUUUUUUGAAGACCUGCCUGAUAAACUGAAGGUCCAGACCACCUGUACUGCCCUUCUCCACACCUAUGUCCAGCACAAGGACACUGCUAAAGCUGAGUCUUUGAUGGAAAAAAUGUCCGAAUGCGGGUUCUUGAAGUACCCUCUUCCUUAUAAUCAUAUGCUUACCUUAUACAUAUCCCAAGGGCAACUAGAGAAGGUUCCAGGCCUGAUUAAGGAAUUGAAGAAAAAUACCUCUCCUGAUAUUGUUACAUACAAUCUGGAGUUGGCAGUUUUUGCAUCACAGAAUAAUGUUGAAGCUGCAGAGAAAGCGUUCCUUGAGCUAAAGAAGGCAAAAUUGGACCCUGACUGGAUAACAUUUAGCACCUUAACCAACAUCUACAUUAAAAGCUCACUUCAGGAUAAGGCAAAGUCAACUUUGAGAGAAAUGGAGAAAAGGAUUUCCAGGAAGGGUCGAACUGCAUAUGCUUCUCUCAUUAGUUUGCAUACAAAUCUACAGAGCAAGGAUGAAGUUUUCCGAAUAUGGAAGGAGAUGAAGUCACUCUUCCGUAAAGUGAAUGAUACAGAAUAUAGUUGUAUUAUAUCGUCGUUACUGAAGUUGGAUGAAUUUGGAGAAGCAAUGAAUCUGUACACUGAAUGGGAAGCUGGUUCUGUGACCAAGGAUACUAGGGUUGCAAAUUUAAUUCUUGCUGCUUACAUUAACAGAAGUGAGAUGGAAAAUGCUGUCGAUUUUCACAACAGAAUGGCGGAGAAAGGCAUAACUCCUAGCUGCACCACUUGGAAUCUUCUUACACGGGGUUAUUUGAAGCAAAAGGAAAUGGAUAAAGUUGUCGAAUUUUUCAAAAAAACUGUUACAAGUGUUUCAAAAUGGGAUCCGGAUGCAAAGAUGGUUCAAGAGAUGUUUCAUGUAGUUGAAGAGCAGGGCGACAUUCAGAUGGCAGAACAGUUACUAGUUACCCUUCGACACGCUAAGUAUGUGAAUACAGAGAUAUAUAAUGCACUUCUCCGAACUUAUGUGAAUGCUGGUAAGAUGCCAAUGAUAGUUACAGAGAGGAUGAAAAAGGAUAACGUGGAGAUGGAUGAGGAAACUCGAAAGUUAAUUGGAAUAACUAGCAAGAUGACUGUAACUGAGGUUCCAAAUGGGGUUGCUUAAGAACAAGGCUGGACUUUCAACUAUGUAAAAUAUUCAGAUUAUGCACAAGAAACUUGUAUCCAAAGCUUCUCUUGUAGCAAUUAGAGUUUUACUAUGCCUCCCACAACAGCUAUAUGUUUUCUAUUUAUAUAUCCAUUGAACAGUUAUUGUAAUAGUUGAUGUAGUGAUUUCAAUUUUCAAUUAGUCAAUCAAUGAAAUACACC